Molecule: messenger RNA, 1914 nt
Organism: Trichoplusia ni (cabbage looper)
Lineage: Eukaryota; Metazoa; Arthropoda; Insecta; Lepidoptera; Noctuidae
Product: sorting and assembly machinery component 50 homolog A-like
Exons: 11
Coding region: 202-1506 (434 amino acids)
Biological process (GO): mitochondrial respiratory chain complex assembly; protein insertion into mitochondrial outer membrane
Cellular component (GO): SAM complex; outer membrane
Source: RefSeq, a predicted model, not a curated record
UACCAUCCUCCUUAGUCAUUCUGCUAUCUGUCCGUUGGACAGCUCGGGUCAUCGCACAUUAUUCUGUCACACGUAACCACAAUUUGUCAAAACUUGCAGUGUUUAUGUAAUGAAUUGUUUUAUAAUAAAUCAGUAGUAAUCACAAUAAUCAUUUAUGGGUUUAUUUUUGAUACAGCUGUAAUUCUAUCGAUCUACAUAGCAAUGGGCACAGUUCAUGCAAGGGUAGCGCACAAGUAUUGCUUCAACGAGGACGAGGGGGGGCUGUUCGACUUCGACGACAACCCGGACCUGGACGACGAGGAGCCGCCGCCCGCUGUCAACACCAACAUAUCGCUCAAUUCCGUAAAGGCGCGGGUGGAUCGGGUGCAUGUUGACGGCCUGUACCGCACCAAGGAUGACGUCAUCCGGAACACUGUCGGCGACCUAUUCAAGGCCACAGACUUCGAGGACGUCAUCGUGAGAGCACACAAGGCGCGGCAGGAGCUCGACUCUCUCGGCUGCUUCGGACAUGUGUGCGUGUUCAUAGACGUGUCGUCCGGACCAGACGCGACGCCCGAUGGACUUGAGGUGACGUUCCAGGUCCGCGAGUUGUCGCGCGUGGCGGGCGGCGUGAACGCGGCCGUCACCGACGACGAGGGCAGCAUUGUGCUAGGCGUGAAGUUGCCGAACGUGUUCGGUCGCGGCGAGCGCGCCGCAGCCGCCUACAGCCUCGGACUCCGGAACACUUCCAACUUCAACCUCUCCUGCACCAAGCCGAUGCCGCUCAAACCAUACACUCCCGUGCUGUCGGCGUCCCUGUACCAGCAGAACCGCGAGUACCCGUGGUCCGGCUACCGGCUGCUGGACCGCGGCUUGCUGCUCGACGUCGCCUUCAAGACGUCGCCCACGACGAAGCACACAAUCCAGUGGGAGGGGCUGGUGCGCGAGAUGACCGUGCUCAACAAGACCAGCUUCAAGAUCAGAGAGAGUAGCGGGCCGCACCUGAAGUCGAUGGUCCGGCACGUGAUCAGCAUGGACCACCGCGACGAGGCAGUGUUCCCGACGCGCGGCACGUGGGUGCAGGUCAGCACCGAGGUGGCCGGGCUCGGCGGCGGCGUCGCCAACGUCAAGACCGAGCUGCACGCGCAGGCCAACCACAGGCUGCACGAUGAUGUUGUCCUGCAGGCGACGGGCGCGCUGGGCGUGCUGCACGACGUGUUCGGCACGGAGCUGCCGGACCACUUCUUCCUCGGCGGGCCCACCUCCGUGCGCGGCUUCCAGCAGCGCGGCGUCGGCCCGCACAACGACGGACAGGCGCUCGGCGGACGGGUGUACUGGGCGUCGGGCGUGCACCUGUACGCGCCGCUGCCGGUGCCGGGCGCGCGCUCGGGGCUGGGCGCGCUGUUCCGCUCGCACCUGUUCCUCAACGCGGGCGCGCUCGCACUGCCAGGUCAGACACCCACACUCCGCAUACGGCGAGGUACAUACUCACAUGCACACACACUACUAACACACACAUACACAUAACUACACUGUUGAGAACAGACUCGAGAUUUUAACCACACAUCCGGUAACAAUUCUCUAUUACAUUAACUUAAAACAUAUCUAAACAUUAAUUUCUUUGACAGUUUUAUGCCUGGUUGAAGUGAAGUUAUCUCUCUGUGUCUACGUAACUGUAUUUGCUCUGACAGCUUUACUGAACGACGUGGGUUCAAUUCCCACUGAGGACAAAUCUUUGUGUGAUGAGCACGAUCACUUGCUCCGAAUAGUUAAUAGUACUCAAGCUUUGCUUAGUUUACGCUAGAUGGCGCUGUAUGCCAUCGUGGCAUGUUCUCACUUCAAGCUUUGCUUAGUUCGACGCUAGAUGGCGCUGCAUAUAUCUACAUGUAGGCAUGUUAAUUACUUCAAGCAUUGUUUCGUUCGACGCUAGAUGGC